Molecule: messenger RNA, 1098 nt
Organism: Labrus bergylta (ballan wrasse)
Lineage: Eukaryota; Metazoa; Chordata; Actinopteri; Labriformes; Labridae
Source: RefSeq, a predicted model, not a curated record
AUGAAGAAGAUCAUAGCAGAAGGCAAGCCGUACCUCUUUCUCUUUGCUAUGAUGGACAUCAAUGCUGGGGAAGAGAUAACAUAUGAUUAUGGACAAGCAGAUUGGCCUUGGAGGAAACAGGAUGGAAGCCAAUCUCCUAUGAACCUCUCAAUCUCUAGAACCAUGGAGCAGGAUCCUCAGAGCACUUCUGUUUCCCAGAUUGAGGGCUCUGAUGCAACCGGUCUGAACAAAGUUGGAGUAAAUAUUUCCAUUGUCGACUACACAGAUUCUGAUGAAUCUCAGACUCCAUCUAGGAAUCCUGUUCAUGUUAACAGAUGUUUUCAGAUAUCAAGUCCAAGUUCUGCCUCUGACUAUGAACUCAGCCUCUCCAAAAAGGGUUACCACCAAGUUCCUAUCCCUAGGCUUAGGAGGACCAAAAGCAUACAGAUGAAAAACUGGAUUGAUUUGGAUUCGGAUGAGCUUUUUGACUCAACCUCAGCUGACAGUGGAGAGGAAUAUAUCCCAAAGACCAGUGAAGAUUCUGAUGGUACAGACAUCAGUGAAGUUCUUGGGCCCGUCAAACAGAGAGAGAGCCAGAGAGACAGUUUGCUUCAAAGGCAUGUGGAUGACAUUGAAGAUAGUGUUUUUUCCCCAACAGAAGCAAGUGCCUCUUCAAAACAGUUGGUUUAUAGAGGACGCUCACCCUUAAGAAAGAGAUGCAGCCGUGGUACAAGACGUAAAAGGCAACGUUUAACUAGUGUGUCCUGUGCUACAACACCAACUAGGAGUGGUAACUCAUCAAAACUGAGUGAAAUAGGAGACACUGGUUCCCUGUUAGAAAACUCAAUUCCAGAUCUGGACCAGAAUCUUCCUGACAGUGCCUCUUCACUCCUUACAGAAGAUAGAGAUUCUGAUGAUUCACUCGUCAUACCUACCAUCUGUAAAAAGGAGAACGGUCAAGAAUAUACAACAAAAAGCAGUUUUGUCUUUACUGUAAGUUGGGAGUUGUUAAAAUUGCAAGACAUUUGGAGCGGGCUCAUCCCAAUACGACAGAGGUUGCAGAGGCUUUAUCCUUUCCUAAACGCUCAAAAGAAAGACGAAUGCAUCUGGAACAUUUGA